UGAGAAGUCCAGUCUUCCACAUCUUUGGCAGCAGUCAACAGAGUCCACAAAGUUUUCAUUAUACCCAUUUUAAUGACUAUAUAAUGAUACAUAUUGUGGUUUUAACUAACAUUUCCCAGGAAACAGUCCAGUAAAACCAGUACAAAAUGAACAACAAAAUGCUUUCCUCCAUAGUGGGCCUUUUCUCUGUCCUCAGCACCAUCCAGUUCCUCAUCUUCGACGUGAACCAGAUUUCCUACAUUGGCAGCGACAACAGGUAUAACAUAUACCUGGAAACAAGGUCCUGGUCAUUCCUUGAAUUCAUGGCCCACAGGAAGGCCAUUAGCAUUGGCCUCUCGAUCAUCACCAUCAUAAUAAGCAUCUCACUUCUCUACUGCCUCCACGUGAAUCACUACAUAGGUCUGCUGUGCUAUGCCCUGUGGAUCAUUGUCUAUGAGUUUACCAACUUUGCCCUAGUCCUGCUCAUCAUCGGGAGUAUUCGGGACCUCUUCAGGGAACUGAGUUACCUGCUCUUGUUCUUCCAAAUCUCCCGCAUGCUUCUGCAUUUCCUCUUCCUUCCUUUUGUCUUCAAGUACGCCUACCAACUUUACAAUGAGUGCAAGACCACCAUUCAAAUAGGACGCCGCAAGCGCUCCUCCAGCAGUAUAGUUGACCAGUGGACACCUGUAGGGCCAAGGACCCUGUACCGCAAGUCAAACUGAACUGCGCCACUGAGAAGAGAGAGAGGCACAGUGCUCCCCAACAUGGAGUCCCGCUUUCCCUGCCUGCCUUCUGUUGGAUUGUGUUUGCCUGUGGGGGGUUCUGAUUGUAAAAGUGAUUCUCUGGGGAGGGAAGGUUAGCAUGUGUGUGUGUUGGCAGCUUGCUUACAGUGUUUAGUCCUCUGCUGCCUUUGUGCUUACUUUCUCAUCUCACUGCUGUGUGCUGUUGAUUCCUUGUCCCUUCCUCUCUGCACACCCUUAGCUUCUAGAUUUUCUCUUGUGAAUUGCCCCAAAGAUGUGGGGUUCUGCGGAGUCCUGCUGGAGCUGGACUACCCAAUAAACCUGUCUGUACUGAUGGAGAA
Molecule: messenger RNA, 1060 nt
Organism: Erinaceus europaeus (western European hedgehog)
Lineage: Eukaryota; Metazoa; Chordata; Mammalia; Eulipotyphla; Erinaceidae
Gene: TMEM217B
Product: transmembrane protein 217B
Exons: 2
Coding region: 147-701 (184 amino acids)
Source: RefSeq, a predicted model, not a curated record